ACAAGCUUGUACGACACCACAAAUUGUGUCGUUGAAUUUGAGUCUGAUCUCCUUCAAAAACCCUCUCCUCCAAUUUGAACACCCAAACAAAUGGAAACCAUCCACCGAUCCACACUUCGUCUCCUUCCCAUAUCUCUCUCUGCACUAUGCCUUACACGACCAACCGCCCCGGAAUCCAAAAGAAUCCGACUACCCAUUUCUAUCCCCGGCAUUCUAAACCCGAAACCGGCCUUCUUAACGAGCCGCAAAAGUUACAGCUCAGCUCCUUCUCCAGUUGCCAAAGCUGGUUGGUUUCUGGGCCUCGGAGAGAAGAAGAACAAGAGCCUGAGCCUGCCCGAUAUAGUCAAAGCUGGAGACCCGGUUUUGCACGAGCCGGCCCGAGAUGUUGAGCUCGGGGAUAUUGGGUCGGAGAGGAUUCAGAAGAUAAUUGAUGAUAUGGUGAAGGUGAUGAGGAAGGCUCCUGGGGUUGGUCUUGCUGCUCCACAGAUUGGACUUCCCUUAAGGAUAAUAGUCUUGGAAGAUACAAAGGAAUAUAUUAGUUAUGCACCCAAGGAUGAGAUUAAAGUUCAACAGAGACGGCCUUUCGAUCUUUUGGUGAUUAUUAACCCAAAGCUUCAAAAGAAGAGCAACAGGACUGCCGUAUUCUUUGAAGGCUGCUUAAGUGUUGAUGGAUUCAGAGCAGUGGUAGAAAGAUAUCUGGAUGUCGAAGUUUCAGGUUUCGAUCGUAGUGGCCAGCCCAUCAAAAUAAAUGCUUCAGGUUGGCAGGCUCGUAUUUUGCAACAUGAGUGUGAUCAUUUGGAAGGAACUAUAUAUGUUGAUAAGAUGCUCCCUAGAACAUUUAGAACAGUUGAAAACUUGGACUUGCCUCUUGCUGAGGGGUGUCCAAAGCUUGGAAGUUGCUAGCUUAUGGUAUGAAUAUGGACUUGGAUAAAACAAGAAUUGCAGAUAAAGCUGCCAUCUGAUUUAUGCAAGUGAUUCUGGUACUCCUGGUGCAAUUGACUGUUGGGGAUCAAUCUAAUACUUUAACAGCAAGUGUCAUUUUGCUUUCUGUUUUACGAAGCUCAGUUCCCAUCGGCUCAACGUUUUUGGUUUGGGAGUGACCUUAAUGGUUGUUUUAAGAUAUUCUUGUGUUUCUUUAUAAAUAGUGGAUACCCAUUACCUAUUCCAAUAUAGUUUUAUCAUUGUUUUACUUGAGGUAAUUUAGAAACCAGUUGCAGAAGUACUACAACAUCCUGCAGAUCGGUUAGACAUUUUCGGGAAGAUAACUAGUAUAAAACCUAGCAGUUUACUUCAGAAAUACCAUUAGAUCCAUGAAAAUUCCAUUGUAUUUUGGGACCUUGGGGACACAUGAUGUUCAUGUACUCGAACUGGAUAGGUGAAAUAGUUCGUGAAGAA
Molecule: messenger RNA, 1395 nt
Organism: Rosa chinensis
Lineage: Eukaryota; Viridiplantae; Streptophyta; Magnoliopsida; Rosales; Rosaceae
Product: peptide deformylase 1A, chloroplastic/mitochondrial
Exons: 4
Coding region: 91-903 (270 amino acids)
Biological process (GO): peptidyl-methionine modification; N-terminal protein amino acid modification
Cellular component (GO): mitochondrion; chloroplast
Molecular function (GO): peptide deformylase activity
Source: RefSeq, a predicted model, not a curated record